UUUUUUCAAGAACUAAGAGUAUAGCCUAUAAGAACCCUUGGACCUCAACUCCCUUAUGCACACUCUUUGUUCAGACAAUUUGCAUACAAUCACAUACAACCACUCUCUUACAAGAAAAACAAUCCCCCUUUCCUCCUCUUUUUUAUUUCUCUCUUUGUUUAAGAAAUGAAAUCCGAUCCUAGAUUUGCAAGAAAAUUUUCUUACCUUUCUAGGGAUUUUCUUAAAAAUCCUAGUGUAAAAUCAGAGAUCCCCACAGUGGUUCCAUUGCAACCAAGUUCUACUUUUUCUCCCUCACCAUCACAUUUUAACACCUUUCUGUAUCAAAAUCACUACACUCAAUUUGAGGAACAAGCUCAUAAAGAGACUAGAUAUGACUCUAGUUUUUCGGAUAUGGUUCCUUCCUCCGUUAGCUCGUUCUCUAUGGUCUCAACUCCAAUGUACAAGAAGGCAUCAACCAAUGGAUUCCACGAAAAAAAAUUCGAUUGGCAAAAUCCAAUGGCAUAUGCACCAAAUAACAACAAAAAGAAAGUCAUGCAUGGCCGCCUUAACACUAGCGAUGGAAUUUGGGACUUAUCAAGGAAAAAUCUCUUUCAACAUGGUGAAACUUCUCAACAUCAAGCGGGUCCAUCUUUUUCACCAUCACUAGUUUACGAUGAAAAUCCAUCUAUAGCAAUUAAGUCUAAUCUUCAAGGAGAUAUUUCAUUCAUAGGUGGAAUUGAAAACAAAUCCCUCGAGAAUGACCAUGAACUCGUUCACAGCGACAAGAAGCGACGUAGGAGAGUUCACAAGAAUGUUGAAACUCAACAUAGAGAUCUCAAUAUAAUCAAAGGCCAAUGGACUGAAAACGAGGACAGGAUUCUUGUUCAAUUGGUGGAUCAAUUUGGAACUAGAGAAUGGUCUCAUAUUGCUAAGUUUCUAAAUGGCAGGAUCGGGAAACAAUGCAGGGAAAGAUGGAAUAAUCAUCUUCGACCCGAUAUUAAGAAGGACUCAUGGAGCCAAGAGGAGGACAAAAUACUAAUUGAAGCUCACAAGAAACUUGGGAACAAGUGGUCUGAAAUUUCAAAGAAAUUGCCCGGGCGCACAGACAAUACUAUCAAGAACCACUGGAACACCACUAAGCGCAGCCAAAUUGCAAAGAGGAGGCGUAACAGGCGUAAAAGUUUGAAGCUAAAUCCACUUCAAAAGUAUAUCAUUGAAGUGGAAGCCGCAAAGGAAGCUAAAAAUAAGCAGUUGGAGAAUUCCAUUAGCAUGAUGACUAUUGGGAAUCAACUAAGCUUCAACAAUUUCAAUGGAAGAUCUGAAGGUGGUUUCCGCUCUCAAGGUUUUGCUACUCCAAGAGGUGAAAUUGAAGGCUAUGUUCCAAUGAUAGUAAAUGGUGGUGAUGAUGGAAUAGGAAAUGGAUCAGGAGCUAUGAAUUAUGAUUAUGGAUCGUAUGCAAUGGAGUUUUUUCCCGAGGUUCCUUUGAAGCAGGAAAUUGAUCUCAUGAAGAUGUUCUAUAAGAACCCUUAAGGUUUUGUUGUCUUUGUUUGUUACAAAUAAAUUUGUCAUGAGUCUCUUAUAUUUUGUGCCUGAUUGUAUUUGUGAUGUUUUGUCACAUCCUAUGUUUCGGCUUGGUUUGUUUAGCUUAGUUUCGUUAUCGGUAGAACUAAAUCUUGUGUUAGUUUUAUGAUUUGGAUGGUAACUUUUUAUGGAAGUUUGAAACCUUUAUCAUGUGGUAUAAAUAAAAUUAGUAUCUUUUAUAGUAUUUUACAU
Messenger RNA from Lathyrus oleraceus (garden pea), 1752 nucleotides. RefSeq lists its product as uncharacterized. Bases 166 to 1509 code for a protein of 447 amino acids. Gene Ontology annotation, biological process: regulation of DNA-templated transcription. The transcript is spliced from 3 exons. Gene Ontology annotation, molecular function: RNA polymerase II cis-regulatory region sequence-specific DNA binding; DNA-binding transcription factor activity, RNA polymerase II-specific. Gene Ontology annotation, cellular component: nucleus. Lineage: Eukaryota; Viridiplantae; Streptophyta; Magnoliopsida; Fabales; Fabaceae. The record is from RefSeq and is a predicted model, not a curated record.